AAGAGGGUUGUUUACAAACAACUGUCAGAAAACACAAAAAAGACGAAGGCUUCUCCAAAAUAACUAAAUAUACCUUAAUUUUAAUUUUAUCAUAAGUAUACAGUGUCAGUAGGCUGUUUAACAAAUUAAAAUCCUAUUCUCGAGUGGUAUUUUAACUGACGUUGAAAGAGAGUUCAUGUGACCUGACUUCUCCCACUAGUCAAGACUGAAAGAGUUAAUAAAAGUGUUUGGGUGCAGUGAGAUAAAGCUGAGCAAGUGCAGUGUCUAAGUUACACAGAGGUGUUGGCUGUGGGCACUCAACAGGACACAUGGUAGAGGAAGGCAACAAGCUAACUCUGCGGCGCCUGGAGGCACCAAUCCACAAGUUCAUUAAAGUAGCUCUACCCACGGACCUGGAGAGGCUGCAGAAGCACCAUAAUAACAUACAGAAGUAUCAACAUGGCCAGCAAUGGGACCGCCUUCAUCAGGAGCAUAUUAAUGCCAGCAGAACUGUUCAGCAGCUUAGAGCUAACAUCAGAGAGAUGGAGAAGCUGUGCAGUCGGGUCCGUGCCGAAGACGCUGCAGCUUUGGAAGCACUUGUCAAGCCAGUCAGGGACAGAGCUUUAGCUGCUGCUCAAGACUUCCUGCGUUUGCACUCCAACCCUGUGCCUCAGCCCACCUCUGCACCACCACCUGCCACACAGCCAUCCAGCUGUGCAUCUCGUAGUUGCCAUAGUGUUGAUGACUUGGACGAGGAAGCAUUGUCUGGGAGGCAAACUCAGCUCCAGCUUCCAGAAAUUCCAGCUGAUCAGAGUGCAGCUGAGUCAUGGGAUAACCUGGAAGAGGACCUGAAGGAGCUCAGUGGUUUGGUGACAGAGUUCUCUCUACUUGUCCAUUCCCAGCAGGAGAAGAUUGACAGCAUAGAAGACAACGUCAACACAGCCGCAGCCAACGUGGAGGAGGGGACCAAGAGCCUGGGGAAGGCGGUGGGAUACAAGUUGGCGGUGUUGCCAGUUGCUGGGGCGCUGCUGGGCGGUGCAUUAGGAGGUCCACUUGGCCUUCUGGCUGGUUUCAAAGCUGCAGGGGUGGCUGCUGCUCUGGGAGGGGGCGCCCUGGGUUUUGCAGGUGGUAACCUGGUCCAGAAACAUCGCAGAGCUCAAGUGGAUCAGCAGAUGAAACAACUGACCGCACCGCCAGCAGAAGAACCAGAGGAAAGCAAAAACAAAUGAUCCGAAGGCUCCCAUGUGGACUGACCAACCAAAAGCACAAACUACACCUGAGUCUAAGAGGCUCAAAAGACAAUGUCCCUGAGCAUUGCUGUCACACUGUGGACAACAGCUGUGUAAUAAUUGCCUUAUUUAAGUCUGUCUUUUUUUUAGGUGUGAAUGGUGUGUCUGUGGAAACGGUCGUUAACGCUAAAGUUUUUAAGUUUGUAAUUGGUCAGAGUGAAAUGACUGUGAGCACACCUCACCAGGUCAGUUCAUCUGACCUGAACAUUGUCAGAUCUUAGCACUAACAAGUCACACGGUCUGUGUUCCUUACUUGUCUUCUCAAAUUAUUCUUCACCUACAGGGUUUUCAGGUUCACGAGUGGCCAUGCAUCAGUAAUCUUGUAUCCAGAAAUGAAUGUGAACAGCUGUUAACAAUUUAUUGUAAAUUACAAUGAUGUUGCUUAAAUGUUUAAAGAAAUUAUUCUUAUAUUUAUGCAAUAAUAAAAGUGCCAAUAUCCAGAUCAUUUUAUGGACUGGAAUAUGUAAAGUUGUCAUGUACUGAUUGUACUGCUGCUGCCAAAUAAAAUGUUUCAAAAACAA
Melanotaenia boesemani (Boeseman's rainbowfish) is the source of this 1789-nucleotide messenger RNA. RefSeq names its product syntaxin 17 (gene stx17). Gene Ontology annotation, molecular function: SNARE binding; SNAP receptor activity. Gene Ontology annotation, biological process: exocytosis; vesicle fusion; intracellular protein transport. NCBI's taxonomy places the organism in Eukaryota, Metazoa, Chordata, Actinopteri, Atheriniformes, Melanotaeniidae. The transcript is spliced from 8 exons. The coding region runs from base 309 to 1208 and encodes 299 amino acids. The record is from RefSeq and is a predicted model, not a curated record. Gene Ontology annotation, cellular component: autophagosome membrane; endomembrane system; plasma membrane.